AUGGAAACCUAUGGUGCUUGCGUCGUCGGCCUUGCACCAGAAUGUUUGCAGCCGCUGCCCAACAUGAGUGGCAAGUUUAUGGGGGCACUCUCGGUACCGACGCUCGGGACUGAAAACUCCAACGCGACGCCAUGUGCGAAACCCGUUGUGCUCGCAGUGUGGAGGGCGGCUCCGCAGCCGCUCGUGCACGUACCAAACUGUUGCAGAGCUGACGUGUUUCUCUCGUUUGACCAGGGCGCUUCCUGGGUUGCAGCCGCAAGCCUGGACCCCGGGCAGAACUCUUGUCUGGUGGUGAUUCCGGCAGCGUUUCUGGAACAGACUUGGCGUAGCUCUAAAGUUCCAGGCCACGCUAUUCUUCAAGUUGGUAUUAGUGUAGAAGAUGCCAGUGUUGUUCCACGACCUGCUCAGGCCACCGGACUCACCCAGGUGGGUUUCGGGGAACAUCCGCUUGCCGCCACCGCAGCCGGUACCGGUGUCGUGCCGCCGGGUUUACCGCAGGCGCUGGCGCGCGACCUCUACCAGUUUCUGCAUAGCUUUGAUACGACGUUACCAGAGCGUUGUUCUCCUCUGCUUGAUCGAUGGCUGAAGCGUGUCGAGCGUCGCUUCGAAGCCGAUCCCUGCUGGUGGCGACGCGUGGGGCAAAACACCUGA
Messenger RNA from Cyanidioschyzon merolae strain 10D, 651 nucleotides. RefSeq lists its product as hypothetical. The coding region runs from base 1 to 651 and encodes 216 amino acids. The transcript has a single exon. NCBI's taxonomy places the organism in Eukaryota, Rhodophyta, Bangiophyceae, Cyanidiales, Cyanidiaceae. The record is from RefSeq and is a predicted model, not a curated record.